Messenger RNA from Moneuplotes crassus, 903 nucleotides. The record is from the annotation of a GenBank genome assembly. Lineage: Eukaryota; Ciliophora; Spirotrichea; Euplotida; Euplotidae.
AUGGACCAAAAUACUUAUGCCAUUCAAGAUCAUGAAGAAGAAGCAAAAAUUGAAGAAGAUACCUUCAGAGCAUUAAUGGCACGAAUGGGAAGGUCAUUCGCAUAUGAUCUCAAAUACUACAAUUAUUACUUAAGUUUCUUUAGUGGAAUUGAGUAUAAUAAAGAAAAUAGAGAUCGAUGGAAGAAAGAAUUCAAAUUUUUUAAUAAACUUAAGACAAAAACUCUUGAAUUUGCAUAUAUUGGUAUCAGAGAUAGACCUUAUCAGGCCUGAAAAAGUCUCAGCCGACUCCUAGACAAUGGAGGUCAAAGAAUCAAUCAAGAAAUGAAUAUUUGUAUAUCUAAUAAGAGCCAAGAGUUGAAAAGUUUAGGGACAACUCUGUCGUCUCUAAAAUUUAAAAGCAUUUUUAGUCAGGGUUUUACAGUCAAAAUACAUUUUCAAUAUUGAACCUUUACAAGAAAGCAGUUUCAGGACCUGUUUAAAAAUGCUAGGAACUCCCAGGUCAUUGGCUUCUCAAACUGAAAUUUUAGGUAAAAUUGCUGAAAACUAUUAUGUAGAUUCUACAAGAUCCAAUUAAACCCUAAAAUUGAAUUCAAAAUCGAGCAGAUUAAUUUUUGUGAGUGUAAUCAUUUAAACCUUGGGAAGAGCCAACAGAAGGGGUCUAAAAGAUCCCAGCCAGCCAAAGACUCGAAGUCCUUAAAGAUAGAAUAUAUUUUUAUGAUGAUAUUUUCUUGCAGACUAAAGCAUUCUCUGACCCUUCUAGACGGCUCUAGUCACAUGAUCAACCUUGAUCAUGCAAGGAAGCUCCUUCAUAAAUACUGUACGAAAAAGUGUAAGAAACUGGCAGCUGGAGGAUUUGACAAAAAGAUGAGGUCUCUCUUUCAGAUAAAUUACUAAAUCUCCAAC